UUAUCAUUUACGACAGUUGACCAGUCAAUCAAUCAACCAUAUACAUUUUCAGUCUUUUAACUACAAGAGUGCAUAUAGUUGUCGAUAACCAUGGAGGUUGCAAAAGCUCAAAUUACUCAAGGUGCCUUGAAGUAAGUACAUUUAACCUUUUAAAUCAUUUUUCUAUACUAACUGUUCGUAGUGCAAUCUUCAAUGACACUGAUCGUGUGGUAAAGGACUUUCCAGUACCAGUAUGCCAAGUGGUACAAAUCAAACCAAUGGGUGCGGGAGUAAAUGGACAGGCCGAAAGAUUCAGACUGGUUGUGAGCGACAUUCAGAACUUUGUACAGUGCAUGCUUGCCACUCGUAAGUAGAAUCCAGUUGUAGCUAUUUAGGCCUUUGCCAGCACGAUUUGACUGAUGAGAUUUCAGAGGCAAAUCAUGUAAUACACGAUGGAAAAUUGACAAAAGGUUGCUUCAUUCGUCUGAAGAACUACCAGGCAAAUGAAGUUAAAGGCAAAAGGUCAGUUGGAUAUUCACAGAUGUCUUCCUAUGGGAUGUUGUUGCCUAACUUUUUUUUUUAGAAUUUUGAUUAUUCUCGAUGUCGAUGUCAUCGAGAGUUUGGGAACGAUGGAAAAGAUCGGAGAACCAACUGCGGUCAAGGUCGAAGAAGAUGUCAAACCACACAAUACUACAAUUGGCGGAGGUGGCUUUUAUGGAACUAAACCUCAACCCCAACAACCUGCCGCUCAAGAUCGUGCGCUCCCAUCCCGCAAUGGUCCGUCCAACUCCUCGUCUCACGCCACCAUAUAUCCUAUUGAGUCACUAUCACCGUACGCUCAUAAAUGGACAAUCAAAGCAAGAGUUACGAGUAAAUCGGAUAUCAGAACAUGGCACAAACAAAACAGUGAAGGCAAGCUCUUUAGCGUCAAUCUUCUGGAUGAGAGUGGCGAGAUUAAGGCAACGGGCUUCAACGAGCAGUGCGACGCUUUAUAUGAGCUUUUCCAGGAAGGCAACGUCUAUUAUAUUACGAGUCCUUGUCGAGUUCAAAUUGCGAAGAAGCAAUUUUCCAAUAUCAAUAAUGACUACGAGCUCAUGUUCGAACGAGAUACCCUGGUGGAGAAAGCCGAAGACCAAGAUAAUGUCCCUCAAGUACGAUACAACUUUUCCAACAUUGGAGAUUUACAAACAAUCGAAAAAGACAGCACAGUUGAUCUCAUCGCUGUGCUCAAGGAAGUUGGAGAAACCUCAGAAAUUACGUCAAAGACGACUAAUAAACCAUACAGCAAGAGAGAGUUGACAUUAGUUGAUGAUACUGGAUAUUCCGUCAGAUUAACUAUAUGGGGCAAGACUGCAACCUCUUUUGAUGCUAGCCCGGAGUCGGUCGUAGCCUUUAAGGGUGUCAAAGUUUCCGAUUUUGGGGGUAGAAGUCUAAGUUUGCUGUCUUCUGGUUCCAUGUCCUUUGACCCGGAUAUUCAAGAAGCCCACAAGCUUAAGGGAUGGUACGACUCCCAAGGUCGCACAGAAAACUUUGCCUCACAUAGCAACAUGGCUAGUGCUGGAGCAGCAGGCGGCCGUCAGGACCCCUCAAGACCGUUGCCCAAAUCAAAGAGGAAGGUCUUGGAAUGUCCGAGGAGAACACAGAUUAUUUUUCAAUCAGAGCCACCAUCGUCUACAUCAAACAAGACAAUUUCUGCUACCCCUGCUGUCUCAACGAAAAUUGCAGUAAAAAAGUCGUCGACCAAAAUGAUGGCACAUGGCGCUGCGAAAAAUGUAACCAAACCCAUCCUAAAGCCGAAUAUCGCUACAUCCUCUCCCUAAACGUCAAUGAUCAUACCGGCCAAUUAUGGUUAACGGCAUUUGAAGAAGUGGGAAGACUCAUAAUGGGAAUGAGUGCAGAUGAGAUGAUGGAGUUGAAGGAAAAUGAUCAGUCGGCCUUGGAAAAGGUAUUCGAUGAUGCAAAUUGCAAGAUGAUAAUAUUCAAAUGCAGAGGCAAAACGGAAAACUUCCAAGAGCAAGCGAGGUAUGUGAACUUCAACUUUAUAUUCUCACGACUUCAAUUCGCGAACGUGUGACUAACCAUCAAUUGCAGGGUCCGUUAUCAAGUCAAUUCUGCUUCGGCUGUGAACUAUGGUGUUGAUGCCUUGAAGUUGGCGGAGAUGAUCAAGGCGUAUAAUAUUGAUUAGAUGUAUAAGUAUAUGGCUAGCAUGUUGCGAUUAUAACCUAAGAAUAAGAAAAUGAGGUUGGUGGCGCCUGAGGCUGGCGAGCUUUAUCAAUGAGCAUGAUACGUUUGAUGAAUUGGUGAAUGUACUUCAUACAAUUUGGCGUUGCGUGGUUACUCUCAUUUCAUGUCCAAUAAGCCGAUAAAGUUUUGCAC
This is a messenger RNA of Sclerotinia trifoliorum, 2355 nucleotides long. The record is from the annotation of a GenBank genome assembly. Lineage: Eukaryota; Fungi; Ascomycota; Leotiomycetes; Helotiales; Sclerotiniaceae.